CACUCCCAGUUUUCAUCUGGAGUCAAUUACAAUUAAUCAGAAAUCUUCAAACAUUGAUCAUUCAUCACCCAAGAUCUGCACCUCCGUUCAGUUCAGAUUCAACUAACGCAGACUAGCAUAACUAUCAACACUCCAAAGAGGUGACCGUAUUUUCGCCCCCACUACUGCCGGAAGUCCAAAGAGCAAAAAGUCUAGCCAAUCAACUGACUGCAUUUCCGGGGGUUGUCAUAGCCCUUGAAUAGUAUAAAAGCUGCGACUACUUUUCGAUAAAAUAUGCCAACGAUCAGAUGGAUAGUAACGGGAUUCCAUCUAACGGGGAAUGCACGCUGUUCGAGUUUCACGAAGUACCCCAUACCUAAAAUCGGGGCUAGGAAGUUUUCCGGAAUAGUGAAUUCAAAUUUUCUUGGAUUUAUUCAAUGUACAAGAUACAUUUGUGAACCUGGUUCCAACAUUGUGAGGAGUAACAAGACAUCGGGGUUUUCGAUACUUGCUGGAAGAAUUAGAUUUGAGAAGGUGGCCAGGAUGCCGGCCUCGAUUGACUCACUCUAUCCACAAUUUGCCAAUUUCUUGAUGACCCAUGCAGCUAAAAACUCUAAAUCAAAGAAUGAAUACUAUGAUAUAAUAGGAAAUACACACGUAAUCAGCCAUCUUAAUACCCCUCUAGCACCAAAAGUUCGCUCUUAUAUUGAAGAAUGUGUCAAAUUAUGUCAACCUGAUGACGUUUAUAUCUGUGAUGGAAGUGAAGCUGAAAACAAUCAACUCAUUAAGCUUCUAGUGAAAAAAGGAACCAUCGAGCCUUUACCAAAAUACAUCAACUGCUGGUUGGCAAAAACUAAUCCAGCGGAUGUUGCCCGAGUCGAAAGUCGUACCUUUAUCUGCACAAAUUCUAAAAAUGAAACUAUUCCCACGCCUCGAAGUGGAGUCAAGGGAACGCUCGGAAACUGGAUCUCACCUGACGAUAUGGACCAGGCUGUAAUGGAUCGCUUUCCAGGAUGCAUGAAAGGUCGAACUAUGUACGUGAUACCAUUCAGUAUGGGACCCAUGGGAUCUCCGCUAUCCAAAAUUGGCAUCGAAAUAACCGACUCUGCCUACGUCGUCUGCUCUAUGAGGAUUAUGACCAGAAUGGGUUCUCAGGUUUUGGAUGUUCUAGGGAAAGAUGAUUUCGUCAAGUGUCUUCAUUCCGUUGGAAUGCCAAAAUCAGAUUCAAAGGUGAAUGUGAAUCUCUCCUGGCCAUGUGAUCCUGAAAGAACUAUCAUUCUUCACAAGCCAGCUAAAAACGAAAUUGUGUCCUACGGAAGUGGAUAUGGUGGAAAUUCUCUGUUAGGAAAGAAGUGCUUCGCACUUAGGAUAGGAUCCACCAUUGCUAGGGAUGAAGGCUGGCUUGCUGAACACAUGUUGAUUCUUGGAAUCACAACUCCAAAAGGAAAGAAGCGCUACGUCGCUGCUGCUUUUCCAAGUGCAUGUGGUAAGACCAAUCUAGCAAUGAUGCAGCCAACUCUUCCUGGCUAUAAGAUUGAAUGUGUUGGUGAUGAUAUUGCCUGGAUGAAAUUCGACAAGAAUGGAGUUCUCCGAGCAAUUAACCCAGAAAACGGAUUCUUUGGUGUUGCUCCUGGCACCAGUAUGGCAACAAAUCCCAAUGCUAUGAAGACCAUCUUCAAAAACACAAUCUUCACAAAUGUAGCCAAGACUAGUGAGGGUGGAGUUUUCUGGGAAGGAAUGGAGAAAGAAGUUCCCGAAGACGUUGAGAUCACAGAUUGGCAUGGAAACAACUGGUCUAUUGGAUCUAAAACUCCAGCAGCUCAUCCCAAUUCACGUUUCUGUACUCCAGCUAAUCAGUGUCCCAUAAUCGAUCCUGAGUGGGAAAAUCCAGAGGGUGUUCCAAUUGAUGCUAUUCUCUUCGGAGGUAGAAGGCCUGAAGGUGUUCCUUUGGUUUAUCAGGCUAGAAAUUGGGAACAUGGUGUCUUCAUAGGAGCUACUAUGAGGUCAGAAGCCACGGCUGCUGCAGAAUUCAAGGGCAAGGUAAUAAUGAACGACCCCUUCGCAAUGAGGCCCUUCUUCGGUUACAACUUCGGUCACUACAUUAAGCACUGGCUGAGUAUGCAGGAAGUACAAAACGCGAAACUCCCAGCUAUUUUCCACGUCAACUGGUUCAGAAAGGGAAAGAAUGGAAAAUUCUUGUGGCCCGGAUUUGGUGAAAACUCUCGCGUUCUUGACUGGAUUUUGCGGAGGAUAGACGGAGAAGACAUCGCAAAGGACUCCGUCGUCGGUUUCGUUCCAAAGCCCAACUCUAUCAAUUUAGAAGGAAUUAAUGAGAAUAUCGACAUGGAAGAGCUCUUCAAGUUACCCAAAGAUUUCUGGCAAAAAGAAGCUGCAGAUUUGAAAGAAUAUCUCGACUUCCAGGUCGGAGAAGAUCUCCCAAAACCCAUAAUGUUACAGUUGGAAAAUCUCUCGAAAAACGUUGCUAAACUAUAAAAUUCUAGAUUUUCGAUGAGAUUAGAGUGAAGCAAAAUUUAUUAUUUUUAAGUUGUUAUUGGCAUUUUUAACAACUUUUUUAUGAGUAUUAAUUUCUUCUUUUAUCAGAUUAUUGAUGGAGGAGAAAAAUUUGCUUCACUUUUCAGAAUUUUGUACUCAAUCUUAUUUUUAUUUUCAAAUGUAUAGAUUAUUGUGAUAUAGGUAGCAGAUUUUUCUUGCAUAAUUUUAAACGACGUCGCGCGAAUGUGUACAUAGUAUUAUAAAAUAUAACAUAUUUGUAAUUUCUAGAGUACAUUCCAAAUGAAUUAAUAUGCAUUCCUUUUUAGCGUCGCACGUGUGCGGCGAUUUCUCAUUUUUGUGCUGGGAGUGCAUUUAAGAAAAAGAUUCAUGUUAAUCGUGAGAAUGUAUUUACGCUUGAGUAAUUACGUUGAUACAAAGUAGACAUUGUCAUGCUUCCAGAAAAAUGACAAAUAAAAAGUUGUGCUUUUUUAUCGUU
Messenger RNA from Belonocnema kinseyi, 2968 nucleotides. RefSeq names its product phosphoenolpyruvate carboxykinase [GTP]-like. Gene Ontology annotation, biological process: gluconeogenesis; propionate catabolic process; response to starvation. The transcript has 7 exons. Lineage: Eukaryota; Metazoa; Arthropoda; Insecta; Hymenoptera; Cynipidae. Bases 274 to 2472 code for a protein of 732 amino acids. Gene Ontology annotation, cellular component: cytosol. Gene Ontology annotation, molecular function: GTP binding; manganese ion binding; phosphoenolpyruvate carboxykinase (GTP) activity. The record is from RefSeq and is a predicted model, not a curated record.